AUGGCUGACGAUGGCAUGCUAUUGAAUUUUGAACUUGGAAGCGGGCCCAUCAAGCCCCAAGUCAAGUUCAAAGGCGGACGCUGGCGAGACAGAAAACAGGCCGAACGAGGCGCUCGAGGUCCCCGUCCAGACGGCGGCCCGCCCUCGCGACCCCCCAGAGACCGCCUCGAUGAGCCCAGUCGACCUUUUAAACGCCGCAGAGCCGACACAGAUGACAAUUUUGGCGACGACUACCGACCAAGGACCCGACCUAGCCAUAUCAAAAUCGAUCACGGUGGCGCGGGGAGCAGGCCGCCGCCUUUUGACAACCGCCGACAUGGACACGGCGGCGGCGGCAAGAGCACAAAGCAGGUCGUCUCCAGUCUCUUCAGCUUCAACCCUGAGCAAAAAACAGUUUUUGAGGACGAGGAAUGGACGGCCCCGACGCCCACCAAUGCGCCGCUCGCCGACGUGGCCAACUUUGGUACUCUCACAAUCUCUUCCCGCUUGGUCGAGGAGCUUGGCAAGAUGAACCUGGAGCGGCCAACUGCCAUCCAGCAGAAAGUCAUCCCGCAUAUGCUUACCAGCAGCGGCGACGCAUUCGUGCAGGCCGAGACAGGUUCCGGUAAAACAUUUUCAUAUCUCUUGCCCAUUCUUCACCGUGUGCUGCAGCUCAGCGCGCAAAACGACGGCAAGCAGAUUCACCGCGACUCUGGCAUCUUUGCCAUUCUGAUAGCACCGACCCGAGAGCUGGCCAAGCAGACACAUACAGUUCUCGAACAGCUCAUCAGGCCUUUUCCCUGGCUCGUCUCGACGGCCAUUACUGGAGGCGAGUCAAAAAAGGCAGAAAAGGCACGCAUCCGCAAGGGCAUCAACUUCCUGGUCGCCACCCCGGGUAGAUUGGCAGACCAUAUAGACAAUACAAAGGCCUUGAAUCUCGGCACGGUUCGAUGGCUUGUUCUUGACGAAGGCGAUCGGCUGAUGGAUCUCGGUUUCGAGGACGACCUGAAAAAGGUUAUCGACGCUCUCCGUGAGAUUGAGAUAGCCAAUGAGACGACCAACGGGACACCGCUGGCGGCGCUUCCUGACCGUCGCGUCACUAUUCUGUGCUCAGCUACCAUGAAGAUGAAUGUGCAGAAGCUGGGCGAGCUAAGUUUGGCAGAUGCUGUCUUCCUGUCCGCCGAAAAGGGUGAAAUGACAGCCGACGAGAACAUUGAGCACAAGGCGCCUGCGCAGCUUCACCAAACACACGUCAUUGUACCGGCAAAGCUUCGCUUGGUCACGCUUGUUUGCUAUCUCAAGUCCCUCUUCUCUCGCAAAGGACAUACCAUGAAGGUCAUCAUCUUCAUGUCCUGCGCCGACGCCGUUGAUUUUCACUUUGAACUGUUUCGGGACCCAAAGGACGCAGAAGCGCCGCCGGCAGAGCCAAAGGAUGUGGAAUUAGUCUCCAAGACUGUUGCCAGAGCAGCAUACGUCACGUCCGCGGCCAGUCCCGAAGUCGUUCUACACAGAAUGCACGGCUCUCUGUCUCAACCCAUCCGAUCAGCCACACUGCGCACGUUCUCCGCUUGCAAGUCGCCUUCAGUAUUGAUCACAACCGACGUGUCUUCUCGAGGUCUCGAUAUCCCCUCAGUGGACCUCGUCAUCGAAUACGACCCUGCCUUCAGCUUUGCCGACCACAUCCACCGCAUCGGCCGGACCGCGCGCGCCGGUCGCGCGGGCGAGGCCGUGCUCUUCCUACUCCCUGGCUCCGAGGAAGGCUACGUUGAGCUCCUCAAGGCCUCGGGCGCGCCAACCGCGCAAUCCUACGAGGCCAUCCUCAAGACGGGCCUCAUGUCCAAGCUCGAGUUUCCCGUCGAGACGGCCGCCCAGCUGACUGAGGGCCAGACGUAUCACGACAAAGCCGAGACGAUGCAGCUGCACUUUGAGCAGCGCCUGCUGGAGGACCCUCGGCGCCUCGAGCUGGCCCGCAAUGGCUUCAAGUCUCACAUACGCGCCUACGCGACGCACAUCAAGGAGGAGCGCGUCCACUUUGACAUUGCGGAGCUGCACCUCGGCCACACCGCAAAGAGCUACGCCCUGCGCGAGCCGCCGCGCGGCGUGGGCGCUGGCGUCGACAGGAAAGUGCGCAAGGGCGCCAAGGGCGCCAAGGGAUCCAGGGGUGGUGCGACGGCUGCCAAGGAUGACGACAAGGAGCAGCAGGUCGAUCAAGGCGCGGCCAGGAAUGUAUUAAGGAAGAAGGGCAUGAUGCUGAUGACGGGUGCGGACGAGUUCAACAUUGGUUAG
Messenger RNA from Beauveria bassiana ARSEF 2860, 2265 nucleotides. RefSeq names its product DEAD/DEAH box helicase. Gene Ontology annotation, cellular component: nucleus. Gene Ontology annotation, biological process: ribosome biogenesis. The coding region runs from base 1 to 2265 and encodes 754 amino acids. The record is from RefSeq and is a predicted model, not a curated record. Lineage: Eukaryota; Fungi; Ascomycota; Sordariomycetes; Hypocreales; Cordycipitaceae. Gene Ontology annotation, molecular function: RNA helicase activity; ATP binding; nucleic acid binding. The transcript has a single exon.